This is a messenger RNA of Zophobas morio, 3864 nucleotides long. RefSeq names its product calcium/calmodulin-dependent protein kinase type 1 (gene CaMKI). The record is from RefSeq and is a predicted model, not a curated record. Bases 391 to 1470 code for a protein of 359 amino acids. Gene Ontology annotation, biological process: protein phosphorylation. The transcript is spliced from 9 exons. Gene Ontology annotation, molecular function: calmodulin binding; calcium/calmodulin-dependent protein kinase activity; ATP binding. Lineage: Eukaryota; Metazoa; Arthropoda; Insecta; Coleoptera; Tenebrionidae.
CGCGUCGAGUGAUUUCUGUGGAAAAUUAAAAAAUUGCCGCUAAUUGGGCUGGGUGGUAGUUCGGGGGGUAUUUAUCUCGGUAAAUGGGUGGGUUUUGAGAGCAUGCGGGUCUUAUUCGCGAGUCGUCGUGGUGGAAGUUGUCGAUGCGCUGUUGGUAGCAGUUGUCAGUAGGACGUUGUAAAUUUGACGGUUGUGUGGCAGCUAGGCUAUCAGUUCAGUUUUAUCGCAGUUAAACUGUGAUAAGUAAUACAGCAAUUAUAUGGACACAAAAACGCUGAGAGCAGGUGUUUAACGCGCACGAGUGUAUAGUAAUGUUUUGUGUUCUCUCAUGCGCGUAGAAGUGCAACAUUUAUGUUAGGAGCUCGAAGAAAAUAAGCGAAAUUCCCAAAAAUGCCUCUGUUUGGUAAAGAGAAGAAAACCAAAAAAGAUGGGAAAGACUCAGAUAAACAACCUUCAAUUGAUGACAAAUAUUACUUGAAGGAGUUACUUGGCACGGGUGCCUUUUCCGUCGUCAGGUUAGCCGAGAGUAAAGAUAGACCGGGCCAAAUGUACGCCGUCAAAAUAAUCGACAAAAAAGCUUUAAAAGGUAAAGAAGAUUCGCUCGAAAAUGAAAUUAAGGUGCUUCGAAGAUUAACUCAUCCUAAUAUUGUACAGUUAUUAGAAACGUUUGAAGACAAAUCGAAAGUUUAUUUGAUUAUGGAACUAGUAACGGGGGGCGAAUUGUUUGAUCGCAUCGUCGAAAAGGGUUCAUACACAGAAAAAGACGCAGCUGAUCUCAUAAGGCAAGUUCUAGAAGCCGUAGAUUACAUGCACGAACAAGGUGUGGUCCAUCGCGAUUUAAAGCCCGAAAACCUGCUCUACUAUAGUCCAGACGAAGAUAGCAAAAUUAUGAUCAGCGAUUUUGGUUUGUCUAAAAUGGAAGAUUCAGGCAUCAUGGCAACAGCCUGUGGAACUCCGGGCUAUGUCGCUCCUGAGGUUCUUGCGCAGAAACCGUACGGGAAAGCGGUUGAUGUUUGGAGCAUAGGUGUCAUAUCCUACAUUUUACUUUGCGGUUAUCCCCCUUUUUACGAUGAAAAUGAUGCAAAUUUAUUUGCACAAAUCCUCAAGGGCGAAUUCGAAUUUGAUUCGCCGUAUUGGGACGAAAUCAGUGAUUCUGCGAAAGACUUUAUUAGACAAUUGAUGUGUGUUAAUGUGGAGAAGCGUUAUUCUUGUCGUCAGGCUUUGGCUCAUCCUUGGAUAUCUGGAAAUGCAGCCAGUAAUAAGAACAUUCACGGUACUGUAUCUGAGCAGCUUAAAAAGAAUUUCGCAAAAUCUCGUUGGAAGCAAGCAUAUCAUGCUACUACCGUGAUUCGACAAAUGCAACGAAUGGCGCUAAGUAGUGGUGGUAGUGGGGGACGGAGCCCGAUACCACAACGUAGUAUGUCCACUGGUGAACCAUGUGGGAGCCUAAAUGGUGCCCAAGAUAAGUAAUCAAAUACUGUAACUACUUGUUAAUUUCUGCUACCUACGCAUUUUACUUGGGAUCGAAAACAUGUUCUUAAAAUUAGUUAUAUUUAUGGAAGUUAAAUUAGUUAAGACAUUGAUAACUUAUUUUAAGGUCAUGGUUUUUUAAGCUAUUAUGGUCCGAAGGCCAUAGCUCACUUAAGAGAAGACUUCCAAACAUAAUAACGAUGUGAUGUAUGUAUCAUGGCAAACGUAACAGUGUGUAAAAUUAUCCAACAACUAAUAGCAUAUCUGUUAUUUUGCUUUGCUGAUAUGGAAUCGAUUUUUAUAUGUUUUACUUACUUUUUUUACUUAUUUUUAUUUUUGUUCAAAUAAACGAAAGCUCUCUUUCAGACAUACUUAUGUUUUAUUAGACUUAGUCUUUUUUUACUUAUUAUUUUUUUAUUAUUGUCCAUUGGUUACAAGGCCCGAUUUUUAAAAGGUCCGGUUCGCCGUGGAAAAGAAUCCAUCCGACAUAUAUAUAUUUUGAAAAGUCGCGAAUAACAUUACACAUUUUGUGUACCUUCGUCGGAACCGUGCCGGCCAUAGAUUGGAGUUACUAUUUUAUAUUUAUAUAUACAAAAAGAUCGUCUGGGGUACUAGAUGCAGGUCCAAACUUCUACGACGAUUAAAAAAUGCAGAUUUUUUUUUAGGCUACUGCAACAAUUUGGCGGAGAAGUUUUUGACCAUCGACAAUAGGCUCCAGAGGAUUUGCGGGUUGGUGAUAACGUUGUAGGCACAUAUUGGUAUUGUUGCGACCUUAUUAAAAAACGAGCCUCGUAAGUUGUGGCUUCUUAACAGUUACGGUAUUAUAUGAUUAUUCUAAAAGAGUUCCGUAAUUACUUAGUGUAUAACAUAAGGAUAUAAAUCAGACAAAGUAAAUGUUGAAUAUCAAUAAUAAUAAUAAUAAUAAUAUAUGAAUAAUAAUAUAAUAAUAGAAAGCAAAUGUUAUUGCUAUGUGACACAUAAAUCUCGCAAUUUACGUUUUCAGUUGUGACUAUAGCGGAGUCGUAGGUUUCAUCAUGACAUUACAGAAUUGUUCAGACCUGAGGAGAAUGAUUUAUUUUGUUAUGUUGUUAUUGUUCCAAGCAAUAUUAAAUGUUAGAAAUGUUAGUAGUAUUAAAAACUAAACAGAAAUACACUACCUUCUAAACACAUAAUGCUUGCUUAAGACAUAAAUGUAUUAUUCUAUGUGAAUUUGAGUUUUUUAUUAUUAUUUUUUUUUUAUAUAUGUUCCAACUAACUGCAGUAUAUCAUGUUCAACAUUAUUUUCAGAAACGUCGGUCGUCAGAAACUUCAUUUUUCACUUACACUGAAAGUAUUUUUUGAGAUUAUUAUACUAACAGGUGGCCUACAUUAUAGCCUAUUGAUCGGCCAUUUUGAAAUGAUAUUAUAUCCGUCCUUUGGAUUAUGUUACAUUGUGAUUUCGUAAAAUUGGCCUUGAAUUUUGAACAUGAUAUACGUGAACGUAGUUUAUUUUUUCUCUAAACUCACAAACAUGUGAUAUGUACUAUAUUUCAUAUCUAUUUUAUUUAUUUCCUUACAAAGUGUAAAUUGUAUAAACGAACUAAGUAGAGUUUCAGUGUAUAUUUUUAGGAAUUUGUUGUUUUUGCACUGCAUAUAUACGCCUGUGUAGCAUAAAAUAGAUAUUUAGUUUUAUAUUUUUACUAAAUGUACAAACUGCUACAAAUGGUUUAUCAGGUGUAUAUUUCUUAAUACAUUCUAUGUAAUUUUUUUAGUUAAAUAAUACUGUGAUGUUAUACAGUAAGACAUUUAGUAUACAGUUAUCUUCCUAAUCAUAGGAGGUGAGUUUUUAUUUCUCCACAUAGAACUAUCAAUUUCGUCAUACCGCCGCCAUUGAAGGGCGCGUUAUUCAAAUUAUGGGAGAAAUAAAAACUCACGUGUAGCGAGCAAGUGUAGAAUAAUUUCACCAAACGUUUCUUCACAUUCCAAUUAUGAUUUCUGCAUUUAUUUUAGAAAAUUUGUAUUCAAUUUGGAAACAAAAGCAUACAUCGAUCAGCUGUUACGCUGUUUCUUUUACUUAAUUUCACCGUUUGAUAGGUAAAAAAAACGCUAUGAUGUUUUAAAAAGAUGUGUAUAUACUAAUUUAAGCAAUUGUAUAUGACCACUAAAUGCAAUGUAGUAUUUUGCGAAAACUAGCUUUUUUGUAAUUUUGUAAUUGGUUUAUGACGAUUAGACAAAGCUGUAGCGUUGCUUAUAUUGGUUUAGUCUCUAAAAUAAAAAUGUUCAUUGGAAUGCAGUGUUCAAAUAUUUUAAAUUUUAAUUAUUGUUAAUAAUACUUUGUUUCUACCAUGAUUAAUAUAUUUUGUAAUGUUCUAUUGUUAAAUAUAUGAUGGGUUUAAAAAUAGAAGUUUUAACAAC